Tigriopus californicus is the source of this 956-nucleotide messenger RNA. Its product is annotated as RNA-binding protein PNO1-like. Gene Ontology annotation, molecular function: RNA binding. NCBI's taxonomy places the organism in Eukaryota, Metazoa, Arthropoda, Copepoda, Harpacticoida, Harpacticidae. The transcript is spliced from 2 exons. Gene Ontology annotation, cellular component: nucleolus. The record is from RefSeq and is a predicted model, not a curated record. Bases 171 to 848 code for a protein of 225 amino acids.
UCCCAACAAUUCCGUCGUGUUUGAGCAGUACGACUGACUGACUGACUGACUGACUGACAAAAUCGUGCGUAUUCGAGCCUGACCACGUGUGGCCGACCGACUGAUCGUCGAGCAAGUGAGAGAGAACCACGUCCGGGUCCCCAGGUUCCCAGGUUCCCAUCACCCGCAGAAUGACCGACUCCGUGCCCAUGGCGAAGAAAACCACCAAAAGGAAAUUGGCCAAGGCCCAAGGAGAAAAUAUGGAAGUGGACGCCAGUGGAGCCUCGGCGCCGCCCAAGGGCGCCAAGAAAAGCAAGACAGAUGAGGGUGAAAUGCGUAAAAUCUCCGUGCCCGCCCAUCGUUACACGCCCUUGAAAGAGAACUGGCUUAAAAUAUUCACGCCCAUCGUCGAACAUUUGCACCUCCAGGUGCGGUUCAAUCUGAAAUCGCGCAACGUGGAAAUUCGCCUCACCCCCGAAACUCAGGAUGAAGGUCACUUGCAAAAGGCUGCGGAUUUCGUGCGCGCCUUCAUCUACGGCUUUGAAGUGGAAGACGCCCUGGCCUUGCUCCGUCUUGAAGACCUCUUCUUGGACUCGUUCGAAGUCACCGACGUCAAGGAGCUCAAAGGUGAUCAUUUGUCUCGGGCCAUUGGACGCUUGGCCGGUAAAGGUGGACGUACCAAGUACACCAUCGAGAACGUCACCAAGACCCGAAUCGUGUUGGCCGACAGCAAGAUCCAUAUUUUGGGUUCCUUCCAAAACAUCCAGAUUGCCAAACGCGCCUUAUGCAAUCUCAUCUUGGGCAGUCCGCCCUCCAAAGUCUAUGGCACGCUCCGCUCCGUGGCUUCGCGGGCCAGUGAGCGCUUUUGAACCACCCCAUCCAUCAUCCAUCCUUCAAUCCAUAUAUUUCCUGUUCCGUGAUCAUUCUGGGUUUCCAUUAUAUGUUUUCACUUAGUAUAAACGCAAUUUAAACAGAGA